Molecule: messenger RNA, 1134 nt
Organism: Colletotrichum destructivum
Lineage: Eukaryota; Fungi; Ascomycota; Sordariomycetes; Glomerellales; Glomerellaceae
Product: Putative LITAF domain containing protein
Exons: 2
Coding region: 332-883 (183 amino acids)
Molecular function (GO): zinc ion binding
Source: RefSeq, a predicted model, not a curated record
CCCACCUCUUCAUCUGAUGUCAACUAUGCCGGGUACGAGUGACGAGUGUCCCUCAGGCGUGACAGGCAGACGGCAACAAGGUUGGUUCACUGUCGCCCGAGAAGGUGCAGGGCUGUGCCACCCAUCAGACUUUCAAUAUAAGUCACUCAAACUCUCUUGUCGUCCCUCUCUCACCACCACCACCUGUCGUUCCCACCUACACCUCCCCUCCCCCUCCCUAUCCCGUACUCUCCCUCUUCACCUUUUAUACCCAAGCCUACAAUCUACAAGCAAAAAUCAACGACGAUAGAGGUCCUUCACGAGAGGUCCUUCCGUCACAUCAUCACACACCAUGGACAGACCGUCACAAGAACAAAAACAACAGCAGCAGCCCGCGGUCGAAGUCCCGGCCCACGACAACUACAUGUCGUCCGCCUCCGGCCCGCCGCCUGAAUACCAACAACACCACCAAGCACCACUCGACCACCAACAGACCGGCACCGCGAUGCCCAAAUACGGUGGCCCCGCCAACACGCCGCCUCCGCGGUCCUACGGCGCCUACGAACCCCCAGCGCCCCAGAGCUUCCCGAUGCACAACGGCGGCGGUCCCCAGAACUUCCAGCCCUACGGCACGCCCUUGCCCUCCCUCGGCCCGCACCCGGCCCCAGUUGAGUGCCCCGAGUGCCACGCCCGCGGCGUCACGGCCGUCGAGUACUCGUCCGGCGGCUUCACCCACGCUCUGGCCGCCAUCGUCUGUUUCGUCAGCUGCCUGGGGUGCAUCCCCUACUUCUUCACUUCGCUCAAGGACGCGAGGCACAAGUGUUCCAAGUGCGGCAUCCCUCUGGCGACGUACCAUCGCAGUGGAAAGACCGAAGUCCAUUGGCACCACGCCUACAACGGAUGAAGAGGCGUCAAGAACAUAAAAAUGGCUUGAAGAACGCGGAGAGCGGUGUGAACAGCCUAUUUCAUAAAUAAUACAUCCACCCGGCUGAUGCGGUGGAUAGAACGCUGCCAGAUUGAUGGUUGGCUUUGGGAAAGUUCGUUAGCACAGAUCAUUAUUAUCACGCGAGGCGCAUAGGAUACCCUUUCUUCUUCCCCCCCCUUUUUUUUCUCUCCUGUAAUUCGGAGCACAUAGUAUUAAACCGAUUUUUGGCU